CUCUCCCCACUCCUUGUUCAAUUUUCCCGUUUCCAAACUCCUAAGCAAAGGCUAAAGAGAAAGAAUGAUAGUUACUAAUUAGUGGAGUUAGUACUCAGUAGUUUAUAUUAAUCUAUGGUUAGUACUUAGGAACUAUAUAGGUAGUCUGUCGCCUGUGCUGUUCCAGUCACCCGUUUAAGUUACCUGGGCAGUGGGCUGAUUACAAUAAUGUCUAAAUGGAUUUUGAUUUUUGACUCUUAAAUGAAAUGUAUUUAACUGUUAGCGAGUUACCGAAUUUCUGUUUUUAUUGACGCUUCGUUUUAAAUAAUGUUAAAUCAUACGAUUAAUUGUCAAGGUAAAUGGAUCAGUUAUCUACAACUGUGUCAAUUGAUCGACGAAGAUGUACCAGGUUCAUAACAUCUGUCAACAUAGUCUGGAUAUAUCACCUAGAAUGUUUAUGCAUCUGUGUAAAGUUUGAAAUGUGAUCAAUCAACUGUCAACAUUACCAUGAUGUGUACCAAAAGACAACAGAACGAAGAGUCUAUAAUUUGUUCGUUGCUCCACGAAGAUCCACUUCGGGAACUGUUCGAAGCGUGCAAGUCAGGUGACCUUAGUAAAGUCAGACGUCAAAUCAACCCCGAAACGGUCAAUGCUAGAGACACAACUGGCAGGAAGAGUACACCUCUUCAUUUUGCUGCGGGUUUUGGUCGCCGCGAUAUAGUUGAACUGUUAUUGGCCGCUGGAGCCUCUAUUCAAGCUCGUGACGAUGGAGGACUCCAUCCUUUACAUAACGCUUGUUCAUUUGGUCAUGCAGAUGUAGUUGGUUUAUUGCUUGAAGCUGGUGCAGAUCCUAAUACAAAAGACAAUUGGAAUUACACGCCUCUCCACGAAGCCGCCAUCAAGGGGAAAAUUGAAAUAUGCAUUGCUUUAUUACAACACGGAGCUGAUCCAACAUUGCGCAAUGCUGAUAACAAGACACCUAUAGAAUUAGCCCAAGCCAAUGGCGUGCCCGGUAUAAGUGAAGUGCUGGGAGGAGAAUGGCGUAAAGACGAAAUUUUAGAAGCUAGCCGCUCUGGAGAUGAUGCAAAAUUGUCAUCACUUUUAACACCUCUUAAUGUUAAUUGUCAUGCCAGUGAUGGACGUAAAUCUACACCUUUGCAUUUGGCUGCUGGAUUUAAUCGUGUUCGUUGUGUUCAGUUGCUCCUAAGGCACGGAGCUGAUGUACAUUCCAAAGACAAAGGGGGUCUUGUGCCUUUACACAACGCAUGUUCUUAUGGUCAUAUUGAAGUAACAGAAAUGCUUAUUAAACACGGAGCUUGUGUAAACGCUAUGGAUUUAUGGCAAUUCACACCUUUACAUGAAGCUGCGUCCAAAUCCCGUGUUGAAGUUUGUUCAUUGUUGUUGAGUAAAGGAGGAGAUCCGACCCUAGUAAAUUGUCAUUCCAAAUCCGCAAUAGACUUAGCAGCCAACAGAGAGCUCCAAGAAAAAUUAUCUUACGAAUUUAAAGGCCAUUGUUUAUUGGAAUCUUGUCGGGUAUCUGACGUGUCAAAAGUAAAAAAGCUGUUGAAUCAAGACAUUGUCAAAUUCAAGCAUCCGUUAACAGGAGAUACUGCGUUUCAUGUCAUAGCUGCUUCAUUAGGUUCUAAACGAAAACAAGUUGUCGAAUUAUUAGCUCGUAAAGGUGCACAAUCAAUAAAUGAACCUAACAAAGAAUUGCUUACGCCUCUUCACAUAGCUGCAGAUUACGGCCAUUUCGAUGUUAUGGAAACACUUAUUAGACUAGGUGCCAGAGUAAAUACUACUGAUUCACAUGGUCAAACAGCAUUACAUCGCUGUGCGAGAAAUGAUAGUAUCCAAGGUUGCAAAAUUCUUUUAUCAUACAAUGUCGAUACCAAUAUUACAUCAGUCCACGGAUUUAAAGCUAUUGAUAUGGCUACAGAUAAUGUCAAAAAAAUAUUACAAGAACCUCCUGCGAUUCUAGAUUUAGAAUCUGAACUUUUGGAAGCCUCCAAAUCUGGCGAUCUCGACAAAGUACAAAAAUUACUCACUGCAUAUCCUCAUAUUGUUAACUGUAGAGAUUUGGAUGGAAGACAUUCCACGCCUCUUCACUUUGCUGCUGGUUAUAAUCGUGUAACAGUUUGUCAAUAUCUCUUAGCUCAUGGUGCUGAUGUUCAUGCAAAAGACAAAGGAGGCCUCGUACCUUUACAUAAUGCCUGCUCGUACGGACACUUUGAAGUUACCGACAUGUUAAUCAAACACGGUGCUAAUGUCAAUGUUUCUGAUCUAUGGAAAUUCACCCCACUUCACGAAGCCGCAGCCAAGGGAAAAUAUGAAAUUGUUCGGUUGUUGUUACAGCACGGCGCUGAUGACACAAAGAAAAACCGUGAUGGACAUACACCUUUAGAACUAGUCAGAGACAGUGAUAAUGACGUUGCAGACUUGUUAAGAGGUAAUGCAGCGUUAUUAGAUGCAGCUAAAAAAGGUAUAUUGGCACGUGUACAAAGACUCGUUACUUCUGAAAAUAUUAACUGUCGAGAUACUCAAGGUAGAAAUUCUACUCCAUUACAUUUAGCAGCUGGUUAUAACAAUUUGGAAGUGGCAGAAUUUCUACUAGAGCAAGGUGCCGACGUCAACGCUCAAGACAAAGGAGGUUUAAUUCCGUUGCACAAUGCUUCAUCGUAUGGACACUUAGAUCUUGCAGCUCUCCUUAUUAAAUACAACACAGCCGUCAAUGCAACUGACAAUUGGGGCUUUACUCCGUUGCAUGAAGCCGCUCAGAAAGGUCGUACACAACUGAGCGCACUACUACUGGCUCACGGUUCUGACCCAUUUUUACGCAACCAAGAAGGACAAACCCCACUGGAACUGGCCACCGCUGAAGAUGUACGGUCACUCCUAACCGAUGCUAUGGCUACACAUCCUGACGCAAAUUCAGCGGCCAAUAACCCUUCUGUUUAUGCUGCUACCCCACCACCAUUAUCGCCCGACGACACAGCUACAGUUGUCAUGCCGUCUGGAGCGUCAGUGGCAUUACCUAGUCCUGGUGGAUCUGGUAGAUCAUUUAUGCUGGGUUCACAAGCCGAUGGAUCAGUUAACGGCUAUGAAAGCGCUCACCCUCAUCCUAAUUGUAUUACUCUAUCAACUGUGCAAGGAUUCCUUUCUAGUUUGGGAUUAGAACAUCUGAAUGAAAUAUUUGAAAGAGAGCAAAUAACUUUAGACAUCUUAGCAGAAAUGGAACAUGAAGACUUAAAACAAAUUGGAAUUACUGCUUACGGUCACAGGCAUAAACUUAUUAAAGGAAUGGAAAAAUUAGUCUCAAAACACGGCGGUGUUUGUUCGGGUCUAUCCGGUGGAAUGCCGUGUACUUUAUUGAUUGAUUUGUUGGCUGAAGAUAAAGAGUUUAUAACUGUCGAACAAGAACUGCAAAGUACUAUACGGGAACAUCGCGAUAAUGGUCAAGCCGGUGGUAUAUUUAAUAGAUACAACAUUGUCAGGAUACAAAAAAUUCAAAAUCGUAAACUUUGGGAUCGAUAUAUACAUAGAAAACGUGAAGUGUCAUUAGAAAACGGUAAUCAAGCUAAUGAAAGAAUGUUGUUCCACGGAUCUCCCUUUAUCAAUGCCAUUGUUCAAAAAGGAUUUGAUGAACGUCAUGCCUACAUUGGCGGCAUGUUUGGAGCUGGAAUAUACUUUGCUGAAAAUUCUUCAAAAAGCAAUCAAUACGUCUACGGCAUUUGCGGAGGUACAGGUUGUCCGACACAUAAAAAUAGAUCGUGUUAUCAAUGUUUGAGACAUUUACUGCUUUGCCGAGUGACUCUUGGUAAAUCGUUUGUUCAAUAUAACGCAAUAAAAAUCGCUCAUGCUCCGCCAGGUCACCAUUCUGUAAUGGGAACUCCAAGUGUUGGUGGAUUAAAUUUUUCAGAAUAUGUUGUUUAUCGCGGAGAACAAGCAUAUCCCGAGUAUUUGAUUGCUUACCAAAUCAUGAAUCCAUCCGAAACUGUAGAAAAUGGGUCAACUAUGCUCACUGCUUCAAAAUAAGAUUUUUCUUAUGACAACGUUCCUCUUGUUUUCAAUUAUUAUUAAUAUCUUCGUGUGAUGUUAAUUUUUGGAUCAUAUUUCUUAGCACUUGUUAUUAAGAGAUUAUUUUCGUGUUUAAACUAGAAAUUUACAUGAUUAUUUAACUACUAAAUGUAAUAUUGUUAUUAUUAUUAAUUUAUUUGUAUAACACUGCCUAUAUUUUAAAUUCAUAAAUACAAAACCUAGAGCAGUCUCAAACCUAAUAACAAAAAAAGGUGAAUCGGGGAAGAAAUUGAAAUAAUAUUAUUUAAUAAAAAAAAUUCAGAUUCAGAAUAAUUUUCUUUUUUUAAUGAAUAUAACAUUAAAAUACUAUUCACAAUUUUUUUUUUUUUUUUAACAUUCUGAUGUUACAUUAAUAUUUUUUUGUGCCAAACUCAAUAUUUAUUAAUUUUAAUUUGACCCGGCAAUAUUUUAAUAAAAUGAUGUUAAUUUUGUAAUUCCAGUUUUUAGUAGUAAAAUGUACAAUCAAUAAUUGUAUAAUCCAAACGUUAUUAUCUGGGUUUUUAGAUAAUUACUUGUUUUUAUAAAUGUUUCAACGUUUAACUUAACAACAGAUAGGUUGAAGACUGCUCCUUUGGAUUGAAUGGAAAAAUUGAUGAUACUCCUAUAUGUGUUUAAUAUCCUCAUCUAAAGUAUUAUGUGAUUCUUUAGAAUUAAAUUAGUAGAUAAGUUAAAAAAAAAAAAA
This is a messenger RNA of Adelges cooleyi (spruce gall adelgid), 4738 nucleotides long. It is a transcript of the gene Tnks, whose product is annotated as poly [ADP-ribose] polymerase tankyrase. The transcript has 20 exons. Gene Ontology annotation, molecular function: NAD+ poly-ADP-ribosyltransferase activity; protein binding. NCBI's taxonomy places the organism in Eukaryota, Metazoa, Arthropoda, Insecta, Hemiptera, Adelgidae. The record is from RefSeq and is a predicted model, not a curated record. The coding region runs from base 487 to 4014 and encodes 1175 amino acids.